Molecule: messenger RNA, 1813 nt
Organism: Temnothorax curvispinosus
Lineage: Eukaryota; Metazoa; Arthropoda; Insecta; Hymenoptera; Formicidae
Exons: 4
Coding region: 31-1221 (396 amino acids)
Source: RefSeq, a predicted model, not a curated record
CGUACUCCGGGGGCCCAGUACCGUUCAAAGAUGCAGGCUGCCGGGACGCUGUGUGGUACCAGGACCAUCUCCCUUCUGGCACUCCUGGUACCUCUCAUUGGCUAUGCCUAUUCAAGUCCCAUUCAAUAUUUGCCCAGCAUCCCGGGAUACAUACCUGUUUAUAUAAGAUACGGAGAUGAGCCGUUGGAGGGAAUAAAUCCCGAGUUGGCCGAAGCUUUCGGGGAGACAUCAAAUUCGGUUAAGAGUUUGCAGAAGAUAGACCACACGCUCGCUCACGAAUCUGACAAUUUCAAAGAUGACGACAUAAAUACUUUUAUGGAAGAAUCGAACAGGGAGCAUGUUUAUCCGUUGCACGUUCGAGAAGCGGAAAGUCGUUCGUUCGCCGCUGUCAACGACAACGAGCCAGGGAACCCUAAUAAACCAAAGCUUUUGACCAUUUAUACAUUACCUGACGAUAACAAAAACGGGCCACGUAGACGGUCACAUUAUCGAGGGCCACGUAGACGUUAUCGAGAAAGAUCUAGGAUAAAAAAUUCUGGAAAACAACCCACGUUUAAGGUCAAUCCACUCUCCGACGAAGAAAAAGAAGAACUGGAAAAACUGGCGAUCGAGGUAGAGAAAGAGGAGACCAAACCGAAUGAACUCUACGCUCCAAAUCCCAGGUAUCCUGAAUCACCGUCUGAGAAUACACACAGUCGACAUAGAACGCACAAUUUUAUCGCGCCGAUAAAAGUGCAAGUUCCGCUCGACGAAACCCUGACAGACCUGCCGAAAAUUCCUCAAAUCAGCGAUUUUUCGCAAUCGGAUCAUGAUAUCGCUACAUUUGAAGCGGAGGAAGCGGAACUGCCAAUUAAAGGACAAGGUCCAGCUACAUUUUUGUCUAAUGUAGAUAAAUUGUCGCCUAUCGACUUGCCAAACGAAAAUGAAGCUAAUAAAAAUUCUAUAUCCGAAACUGAAAAAGUUAAAGAGAGACCACUUAUGAAGAUAGAUCUGCUAGAAAUACCACAAGAUACGGAUUUUUCGAAAUCUUCGGACGAACACAAUAUCGCUGCAGCUGAAGCUGAUAAAAAUGGAUCGCCCAUUAAAAUACAACGUCCAACAACAUUUUUGUCAAAUGUAGAUAAACUCUCGCCCAUCGCUUUGCCAAACGAAACCAAAACCAAUGAAAAAAAAGAAAUAAAAGACUUUAUACAGCAUGCCGACGAAGUUGCAACGGAUUAGAGGAUUAGAUAAUCAAAGCUUUUCAAGUAAAAAUUUUUUAUAACUUAUUUGUUGCAAUAAUACUGGAUGUUUCAAAUAAUAUUUUUCUUCAAUCAUAAAUUCUUCGAAGAAAUCUCGAGGUAAAAUUUUUCUUGAUGAACAAUUCACGAUAAGACAUUUGUCGCAAUGUUUUCACAUUUAUCCCGACGCUAAUUAUUAUAGAGUAAUUGAAAUUAUUUUUCUAAAAGUUAUUUUGCGGCGUUAAUUAAACUUAUUAUAAAAUUCGUCAUAAUUCAAAGUAUUUAUAGUCGAAAAAAAGUUAUAUUACGAUAAGUUUCAAGCACAAACCACUUGCGUAAAAAAAAUAUAUUUCUAUGAUUCUAAUUUAUAUUAUUGAUGAUGAGACAAUCUGUUUAUGCUAUUAGAAAUAAUACUUUAUUACACUAUGGACGUUACAGUCUUUUAAGUAACUGUUAUUGCUCUCAAGUUUGUAAAGUUUGUUUGCACAUUGUAAAUUAUGUUAAUGAUAAAACCACCGUGUAAAGUUAUUUUAGAAUAUUUCUAAUAAAAUCGCUGUCGCAGAAUUAUUCACAAUAGUGAAUACACAAAUUUA